GGCCUCAGUUUGAGAAGCAACCUCGAGAGCGACAGCAACAGUCGAUGACAGUCCAGGUUGGGCACAGGAACCAGUGAUUUCUCGCCAUGAGUGAUUCUAAGAAAGCCGUGGUACUUGGGAUUAGUGGGUGUUCAUCCAGUGGUAAGACAACACUUAGUCGCCUUCUCCGUGAUAUCUUUCCACAUACCUUCGUUCUUCACGAAGAUGACUUCUAUAGACCCGAAGAAGAGUGAGUUCGGAUUUUUGCCUGCACUGCUUUUGGCUCCCCAAGAAGCACGAUCUAGUAGAUUGGGAUUGUGCGGAAGCUUUGGAUAUACCAGAAAUGGUCAAGUCUCUUGAGCAUAUACGCAAAGAAGGCACGUUUCCUCCUACUCUCGAUUCCAAAGAAGACAAAAAUUCUAUUGGAGAAUGCCCCGUGUCAGAUGAAGAUAUCGAAGCAUUAAAAUCUAAAGUCAAGACAUGGACUCAACCUGGACAGCCAGGGCAUGGGAUCUUGACAGACACAGAUUCUCCUAUUCGCCUUUGUAUUUUUGAUGGGUUUCUUCUCUAUUCCAAGUCCUUGGCCGCAGUUCAGUCCCAGAUCGAUCUGAAACUUUUCCUUCGUGUUAGUUAUGAAAAGGCAAAAGGUCGAAGGGAGGCUCGUAGUGGCUAUGUAACUCUCGAGGGAUUCUGGGAAGAUCCACCAGGAUACGUUGAUAAGAUUGUCUGGCCAAAUUAUGUUGAGGAUCACAAAUGGAUGUUCGAAGGCGGUGAUGUUGAGGGAAAGUUAAAGAAAGAUGUUGUUAGUGAGCUAGGUCUCAAAUGCCAGGAUGGAGGUUUGGACAUUGACAUGAGCACGACUCUCAAGUGGGCCGUGGCUACAGUCAUGGAGUCUCUGCCUUCAUUUGCAAAGGGAGACCGAGGAACCGGGAGGUAGUCAAUUGAAGCGAUUGGAGGUUCCAUAGCGAUGUGAUCAGCUUUUGCAUUUUUGGAUACCUUCCACGGAUCUAGGUUAGAACGUUCAAUUCGACCUAGUGAAGCUAUCUUUUCGUUGGCAUCCUCGAACAAGGGAUGGUUGAAGACCAAAAAGCACAAUGUCGUACUCUACCUUCAAAUAAAAUAUAUAUACAAAUAGACAUGACAAAGACAAUAGAGAACACACCAUAAGAUUGAAGUUUUCUUUAACAAAUAACAAAGAAUGCGCCGAACUAAGAAUUAAUGCAUUGUUUCCA
This is a messenger RNA of Botrytis cinerea B05.10, 1211 nucleotides long. It is a transcript of the gene Bcnrk1, whose product is annotated as Bcnrk1. The transcript is spliced from 3 exons. The coding region runs from base 323 to 916 and encodes 197 amino acids. Gene Ontology annotation, cellular component: cytoplasm. Lineage: Eukaryota; Fungi; Ascomycota; Leotiomycetes; Helotiales; Sclerotiniaceae. The record is from RefSeq and is a predicted model, not a curated record.